UGCCAGUGUUUAGUACAAAUUAUAAAUAGUAGCAUUGUGCGAAAAACAUUAAAAAAUGGAUAUUAUUCUACAGAGUUUUUACAUCUUCUUCGCUUUCUGUCUCGCAUUAUACUACACUCAAAAGCGACCUAAGAAUUUUCCACCAGGUCCUCAGUGGGUUCCAAUAAUUGGGAACAGUAUUCAACUAAGAAGAGAGGCGCGAAAGCUAAAAGGAACUCACAAUGUUUAUCAAAAGUGGUCAAAAGAACUCAACAGUCCAGACGUUAUUGGAUUUCGCUUGGGAAAACAACUGGUUGUCGUCGGAUUAUCGGUAAAGGCUGUGAAAGACAUUCACAUGAGAUCCGUUUUCGAAGGACGUCCAAGGAAUUUCUUCAUGAAAUUGAGGGCUUUCAACACUUUGGCGGGAAUAACAUCGGCCGAAGGAGAGCUUUGGCGAGAACAUCGCUCGUUCGCUAUGAAACGCCUUAGAAGUGUUGGAUUCGGAGGAGAUCCUAUGCAAGAGAUGAUGGAAAAGGAGCUUUUGGAAUUCAAAGCGAUCAUAGACAAGAAGAUGGAAGAAGUUGGAUCAGUUUGGCCGGGAGAAUUUCUGCAGAAAGCUGUGAUGAAUGUUCUGUGGACUUUCGUCGCCGGAAGCGAAGAUAAAGACAUUUUAUCUGAUAAAAUGUUUCAUCUGCUGAGUUUACGACUGAAAGCCUUCGAUUUGUCCGGAGGAUUAUUAUCAGACUUUCCCUGGCUGAGAUUUAUUGCUCCCGAAUUCUCUGGAUACAAUGUGAUGGUUCGAUUCAAUGAGGAAAUUCGAUCAUUCCUUGUAAGAAUUAUUGAUGAUCAUCACAGGAAUUACAGUGAAGAUAAGGCCAACGAUGAUCUCAUUUACGCCUUUAUUCAUGAGAUGAAAAAGCAGAUUAAUGAAAAGGAAACUUCCACUUUUACAGAUACUCAGCUAAUGAUCGUGAUAUUGGACUUAUUCAUAGCCGGAGCAAGUAGUACAAGUCUCACUUUUAAUAUCUCUUUGAUGACUUUAGUUCUUCGCCAAGAUAUCCAAGAGCAAAUCCAUGGAGAAAUACAAAGAGCACAGGAAGGCUUUUUAAAAAUUGCUCAACACAAAGAUUUUCCAAUCACUGAAGCUUAUCUCUUGGAGGUCGCGAGAUUUUACAACAUUGCUCCGAUUGGUGGUCCAAGACGAGCUCUCGAAGACACCGAUUUGUGUGGAUUCACCAUUCCGAAGGACACCACAGUUCUCAUUGGCCUGCAAUCUGUGCACAUGGACGAGAAAUUGUGGGGCGAUCCUGAAGUCUUCAGACCUUCGCGAUUCCUCGACGAGUCCGGAAAGAAGCUCUGCAACACUGAAAAUGUUAUUCAAUUCGGCGAAGGCAGAAGACAGUGUCUGGGAUUUUCUUUAGCCAAAGCGUUCAUUUUCACCUUCUUUACGGACAUCGUUCGUAAUUACACAUUAUCUUUGGCCAAUGGAGAAAAGCUUCCAAGUCAGGAGUUGGAUUGUGGUAUUAUGAAGAGGAUAGAACCUUAUAAGGUGGUUUUCUCAAAGAGAAAGUGAAGAUGAAAACUUGAUUAUGUAUGAUUUUGUACUGAACAAUGUUUGCUUCUCCAAC
This is a messenger RNA of Phlebotomus argentipes, 1607 nucleotides long. RefSeq names its product probable cytochrome P450 305a1. Gene Ontology annotation, biological process: xenobiotic metabolic process. NCBI's taxonomy places the organism in Eukaryota, Metazoa, Arthropoda, Insecta, Diptera, Psychodidae. Gene Ontology annotation, molecular function: oxidoreductase activity, acting on paired donors, with incorporation or reduction of molecular oxygen, reduced flavin or flavoprotein as one donor, and incorporation of one atom of oxygen; iron ion binding; heme binding. Bases 56 to 1552 code for a protein of 498 amino acids. The transcript has 2 exons. Gene Ontology annotation, cellular component: intracellular membrane-bounded organelle; cytoplasm. The record is from RefSeq and is a predicted model, not a curated record.